AAGAAACGAUAUAAGACAAUAUUCAAGUUCUCAUUAUCGAGUCGCAGCCCAAGCGUCUUCAAGAAACCUAAAUGUGAAAAAUCAAUUAAGUGAAAGUUUUUGUUGUAUAAAAACCUGUUUAAUCGGGUAACACAAUGUCUGUGAUAGGAGAGCCAAACUUUGCCUCAUGGGCAGCCCAACGUGCCGCGGGCUUUGGUGGUAAUCUUACUGUCGUGGACAAGGUGCCACCUGAAAUGCUUCAUAUGGUAGAUGCUUACUGGUACCAGUAUGCGCCCUUAAAUCCCUUGUGGCAUGGGAUUUUAGGUUUUAUGAUUGGUGUGUUGGGCUUCAUCUCCAUUAUAGGAAAUGGCAUGGUGAUUUAUAUCUUUACAGGAACAAAGGCACUAAGAACACCCUCCAAUUUAUUAGUGGUUAAUCUGGCUUUUUCAGAUUUUCUUAUGAUGGUAACCAUGUCACCUCCUAUGGUCAUUAAUUGUUACUAUGAAACUUGGGUUUUAGGUCCUUUCUUCUGUGAGCUCUAUGGAAUGUUCGGCUCUCUUUUUGGGUGCGGUUCUAUCUGGUCCAUGGUCUUUAUCGCUAUGGAUCGAUAUAAUGUCAUCGUAAAGGGACUUAGUGCUACGCCCUUAACAAAAAAAACUGCAAUGCUUAGAAUCUUGUUGAUUUGGGUGAUGGCUAUUGGAUGGACCAUUGCACCUCUCUUCGGAUGGAACAGAUAUGUCCCUGAGGGAAAUAUGACUGCUUGUGGAACCGAUUAUUUGUCAAAGGAUAUACUCAGCGUCAGUUACAUCAUAGUCUAUGCUUCUUUUGUAUACCUCUUGCCACUAUUGCUAAUUAUUUAUUCUUACUGGUUUAUUGUUCAGGCUGUUGCUGCCCAUGAAAAAUCGAUGAGAGAACAGGCAAAGAAAAUGAACGUGGCGUCACUACGAUCUUCUGAGGCCGCACAAACUAGCGCAGAAUGUAAAUUAGCCAAAAUAGCCUUGAUGACUAUUUCAUUAUGGUUCAUGGCCUGGACUCCGUAUUUGGUCACCAACUUUUCAGGAAUUUUUGGCAACUCCAAGAUUACACCUCUGGCCACUAUUUGGUGUUCGCUUUUCGCUAAAGCUAAUGCUGUGUACAAUCCUAUUGUCUAUGGUAUAAGUCAUCCGAAAUACCGGCAAGCUCUACAAAAGAAGUUCCCCUCAUUGGUUUGUGCGGGCAGUAGCCCGGACGACACAACAUCUCAGGCUUCAGGAGUAACGAAUGUGACAGAAGAUAAAUCGGCUGCGUAAAAUAUUAUUUGAUCAUUUUUUUAAAAAUAAACCCUGCUGUAACUUC
Anthonomus grandis grandis is the source of this 1314-nucleotide messenger RNA. Its product is annotated as rhodopsin. Bases 135 to 1268 code for a protein of 377 amino acids. Lineage: Eukaryota; Metazoa; Arthropoda; Insecta; Coleoptera; Curculionidae. Gene Ontology annotation, biological process: phototransduction; G protein-coupled receptor signaling pathway; visual perception. The record is from RefSeq and is a predicted model, not a curated record. Gene Ontology annotation, cellular component: membrane. Gene Ontology annotation, molecular function: G protein-coupled receptor activity. The transcript is spliced from 8 exons.